CGCGGCAGGCUGCGCGAUUUAUAAAAUUCUUACCAAAUGCUUUCGGGACACAAAUCUAUAAUCGUCGCCCCAUGUAAAAAUGUCAGCAAUACCUAGUGCACCGGAAAAAAUUGAAAAUAAAAUGGACAAUAAUGAUAAUGUAAAUACACGAACUGAAACUGGUGAAAAUAAUAAAUUACAUAAUGAUAAAAAAAAGAAAACUGAUCCAAACAGUGUAAGCACAGUGAUAAAAGUAAAAAGUGUGAUUCCUAGACGAAGACAAGAUCUGCUGAAAUGGCAUGGCUGGGGCUACAACGACUCCAAGUUCACCGUCGACUACAAGAAAGAAAUGAUUACGUUUACAGGAAACAGAUACGCGAUAGGCGGCAAGUUCCUGCCCAACUUCAUUCCCUUCGUGCUGGAGUACUUCGACAUCGACCUGAACAAGGAGCGCUCGUGCCCGCGCAACGUGCAGCCACAGCUGCCGAAGAGUUACCACCCGAGCCGACUGCCUGCCAACAUCAAGGAGGAGCUCGAGAAAAUAGCGCCAGUGAGCGUGGAGGGGCUGGACCGGUUCGUGCGCGCGCACGGGCAGACCCUGCGAGACAUCGCGCAGGUCCGCGCCAACAGCUUCAAGAGGAUCCCCGACGCCGUGGUGUGGCCCACGAGUCAUGAUGAGGUGGAAGCGAUAGUCCGUCUCGCCUGCAAGCACAACCUGGUGAUCAUCCCGUACGGCGGCGGCACGUCAGUCUCCGGCGCCAUAACUUGCCCGGCGCGCGAGCCCCGGCCCAUUCUAGCGCUCGACACCAGCGGCAUGAACUCCAUACUGUGGAUCGACAAGGAGCAGCUGCUGGCCCGGAUCCAGGCAGGAAUAGUUGGCCAAGACCUGGAGCGCGAGAUGCGAGCCCGAGGCUUCACUGUCGGCCACGAGCCCGACUCCUACGAGUUCUCCACACUAGGCGGCUGGGUCGCCACCCGAGCCAGUGGCAUGAAGAAAAACACUUACGGAAACAUAGAAGACCUCAUAGUGCAGACGAAAGUGGUGACCCCGAAAGGAGUGAUUGAGAAAGGGUGCAGCGUGCCGAGGAUCUCGAGCGGGCCCGAGUGGGAGCACGUGAUCAUGGGCUCGGAAGGGUGCUUCGGUGUUGUUACUGAGGUGACCCUCAAGAUCCGUCCCCUGCCGCCGGUGGUGCGCUACGCGUCGCUGGUGUUCCCCGACUGGGACUCCGGCUUCCACUUCAUGCGCGAGGUGGCGCGGCACCGCCUGCAGCCGUCCAGCAUCCGCCUCAUGGAUAAUGAGCAGUUCCGGUUCGGGCUGGCGCUCAAGACCGAAUCCUCUUGGGGCGGCGUGUUCCUCGAGGGACUCAAGAUGGCGUACAUCACGCGCAUCAAGGGGUUCAACCCGCGCACACUCGCCGUCGUCACUCUGCUCAUAGAGGGCGCCACCGACGAGGUCAACGCGCGCGAGAAGAGACUCAAUAGCAUAGCGGCUCAGACUGGCGGCGUGCCGGCGGGCGCCACCAAUGGAGAGAGAGGAUACACGCUCACCUUCGUCAUCGCCUAUAUUAGAGACAUGGCGCUAGACUGGAACAUCGUGGCCGAAUCGUUCGAGACGUCAGUCCCGUGGGAGCGAACGCUGGCGCUCUGUCGCAACGUGAAGUGGACGGUGAGGCAGGAGUGCGAGAAACGCGGCAUCAAGUACUACCUCACCUCGCAUCGGCUUACGCAGACGUACGACGCGGGGUGCUGCAUCUACUUCUACUUCGGGUUCAACAGCGUGGGCAUGCGCGACCCGGUGGCCGCCUUCGAGGAGAUCGAGGAGGCCGCGCGCGACGCCAUCCUCGCCUCGGGGGGCUCAAUAUCGCACCACCACGGUGUCGGUAAGGUCCGCAAGAAGUGGUACAAAGAGACCGUCGGCGAACUAGGCCGGGAGCUUCUACUGGCGGCCAAGAAGACCCUGGACCCCGACAACAUCUUCGCACUAGCCAACAUGGCAUUCGACGAACACGACGCAGAUACAAGCCCGCCAGUCAAAAGCAAGUUAUAAGCCAAUCUGCGUAUGCUAAGAGUGAUUGAGUAGAUAGAAUAGCCUGAUAUUAUUUGGGUCCUCGAAAGUUUUGAAUAAAUGCCAAUCCGCGCAAAAUGCCCACAGUUUGAAGUUUUGGAACCAUUCAAUAACGGAGAAAUAAUUCCAGCUGUCGGUGGCGCCAUCUACAAAAUUUGCAUUCUUUUCUUCACAAAAAAUGCUUCGGUGGAAAGUGUUAUUUUAUCCAUGUAGAUACUUUUAUUUAUGCAUAGUCCUGCUUUACAGCGAGCGAUGCUUCAGAGUACCUGAAUAAGUAAACAAAUUAUGCGCCAAAAUGUAGCUCUGUAACUGUAAGGGAAUUAGUGCUAAUAAAAUUAACUUUGUUACCAACUAAAUUUAAAUAAUAACUAGGUAGGAAGGUAGGUACUAUUAAGUCCAAAGUAGGUAUUAAACGAAAUUUUAUACCUGCGAAUAGCUAUUUAGAAAAGGUGUUAGUUAGAUCUAAGUUUUUACCUAUUUAUAUUUGAAAAUGAUGUUAAGUUACCAGAAAAUAUUACUUUUCUCGGUCGACCCUAUUUUUACAUUCCCAAUGUAUUUUAGGUAAGUACGUGCUGCUUGGCAUACCUACCAUAAGGUCAUUUAAACUAAGGCACUCUCUACUGUAUUAAUUAUAUUUCAAAUUAUUAAUUAAAAUGUAAUUAAAGCUAA
Plutella xylostella (diamondback moth) is the source of this 2713-nucleotide messenger RNA. Lineage: Eukaryota; Metazoa; Arthropoda; Insecta; Lepidoptera; Plutellidae. The record is from RefSeq and is a predicted model, not a curated record.